Molecule: messenger RNA, 811 nt
Organism: Serpula lacrymans var. lacrymans S7.9
Lineage: Eukaryota; Fungi; Basidiomycota; Agaricomycetes; Boletales; Serpulaceae
Exons: 2
Biological process (GO): protein phosphorylation; intracellular signal transduction
Cellular component (GO): cytoplasm
Molecular function (GO): ATP binding; protein serine/threonine kinase activity
Source: RefSeq, a predicted model, not a curated record
AUGAUAGGCUUGUGGAAAGUCGGUAGGACCAUAGGAAAAGGAAGCUCAGGUCGUGUCAGGAUUGCUAGACAUUCUACUACCGGCCAGUAUGCAGCGGUGAAGAUUGUUUCAAAGAACGUCCUCCUGAACUCGAUGAACAACCUUGGCGACUCUGCAGAACACAUGCUCCUCAGCAUCGAACGCGAAAUAGUCAUCAUGAAAUUAAUCAAUCACCCGAAUAUAAUGCGUCUUUACGAUGUUUGGGAAACAUCAAGUGAGCUGUACCUCAUCCUGGAAUAUGUCGAGGGCGGGGAACUUUUCGAUUAUCUGUGCAACAAGGGCCGUUUGUCAACUUCGGAAGCUCUGGGAUAUUUUCAGCAAAUAAUUUCUGCGAUACACUACUGCCAUAGUUUUAACAUUGCCCAUAGGGACCUCAAGCCAGAAAACUUGCUGAUGGACCAGAACAAAAAUAUCAAAGUUGCAGAUUUUGGAAUGGCUGCAUGGCAGGCUAGCUCGAACAAUGGAAUGCUACGGACAGCGUGUGGGAGCCCCCAUUAUGCUGCUCCUGAGGUUGUUAUGGGACAAGAAUACAAUGGCUCUGCUUCGGACAUCUGGUCUUGCGGCGUCAUUCUCUUUGCUCUGCUGGUCGGGCGACUUCCUUUCGACGAUGAGGACUUGUACACCUUACUGGAAAAAGUCAAGCGAAGCACCUUCGACAUGCCUUCCAACAUCGAUCCACUUGCUCAAGACCUCAUCUCAAAAAUGCUCCGGAAGGAUGUCAGCCAACGUAUUACCAUUCCUGAGAUCUUGAGGCAUCCUUUUUACAUAUCGC